GGGUCAUCUGGACAGCCUCGUCAGCACCGUGGUCACAGUCGCACAAGGCUGAGGUUAAAUGCCGCAAUGCGUUUGAACACUUGUACUGUGGUAUUUCUCGCUACCAAAGGCGAUUCAUCCCUGCUAACAUACCUACAAUAAGGUGCCUAUUAAUUAAUUGAAUGACCUCAAUGACUGGCGCGGAUUCGUGCUCCAUUCCAGCUUAUCAGGCGCUUUACCUGUGGCCUCGGCUCAUUGGCUGAGAAUAAUGACGUUUCACAUGGCAGGGCAACGCAGCAGCUUCAACGAACCUCCGCAGUUUGUUGCUCCAAGUCGAUUCUGUCACUAUUGCGUAGGACUCAAUGAGAUGGGUGCCUACUCGCACCAUUUGUGAAGUCUUGUUUGAUCAUUCGAGUCGUCGAUACUACACAUCCUCCUGGUUGAGGCAUUGAUACCAUGUCUUUCAUCGCGUCCUGCUGCGGCUUUGGCCGUAAAAACAGGGCAGAUGACACGACCCCAUUGUUACCUCGCUACGAGGACGACACUGCUCGUGAAAGGGCUCUUCAUCAGAAAAUCCACACUUAUCAAAUGCUAAGAGCUCUAUCAAAGGGAUACAUGCCAUCCAAUGAACAGACCAUAGUCAACCUCCGAACCCUCCUCGCAUCCGACCUCCUCAGUCCAAAUAAUCGUGAGCUCAGCGACUCUGGCCGCGCCCUAAUUCGAAAUUGUCGAACGUGGUUGAAGAUAUUCAUUCAGCUUCUACAGCACAAAAAUAGCGAUGACCAGAUUCAAGACUUCAUUUGGUACCUGACGAAAUCUCGAAUCUCCCUGGACGUCAACGACAUCUCGCAUUCGGCCUCCAAAGUCAAAGCCAGGGCCGACGCCCAAGCAGCAUACCAAAGCUUCCGGACUGUCGGCAGCCUCCUCCUCACCAACUCGGAUUUCCGUUUAUUUGUCAAUGAUGUUGCCACUAUAGGAAGAGAGGUGCUUGCGGACACCGCCUUUUCCUUGUCAGAAGUGGCCGAGAAGACUGGCAAGCAACUCGAGCUGUCUGCCGAGGAGGAACAGGCCAUUUCCAAGCCAGGCGCUGAUGAACGCAUCCAACCGUCCAAGGAGGAUGUGGAGGAAACGGCACAGAGAGCGACGGAUGAGAUUGCCUCGCAGUUGAAAAAGGUUGGGACAGAUACCGUUGUGAGCGCCAAAGAGCACAUUGGCAGUGAUCAGAGCGACACUCUACUGUAUCGCCUCAAACAAGCUGUCCUCAACCUGAAGAGCAGGACCGAUUAUCACGACUCGGUGUCCACCAUUUCCAAGCUGAUCCAGAGAUAUGCCAUCGCAUAUUCCCGAGUUGCUGAUGCGGCCAUAUCGACUGCGCAAGAGGAUGUUCAUACCAAUCCGGCGUUGGAUCGCGCGAUACGCAACUUUUGGGAUCUGAUGAGCAGCUUCGGCGAUCGCGAGCAAUGGGAGCGACUCGAACAAGACUGGAACAAAGUCCUCAGCCAUGCCAGGUCCGAUCCUCAAUUUGAAGAUUUCAUGGUCGACGUUGGCAACACCGUGCAACGGAUGUUCACCGACCCAGAGUUUUUCGACAAUGCUGACAAGAAGCUGGACGAGCUCAAGGACAAAUCUGCCAAGUUGGGCCAUGACUCUGAAUUCCGAACCGACUUUGACAAAUUACUUCGACAGGCUCAAGUUACCAUCAACUCGGUCAUGGAAGACAAGGAUGUCAACGGUCUGCUUCUAGCUACCCGCCGCAUCUACAACGCCCUGUCUCCGCCCAACCGUGUCAUGAACCCAGACCUGAUCACCGAUUCCAUCCACAUCUUCCUCCCAUUGCUGAUCCGCAGCGUUCAAUACUUGCCCAUACCUCGCGUCGAAGUUUCCGUGCCGGAGAUGGACCUGCUCCUCGAGAAUCUCAUCCUCGAGCCAGGUCGCAACGUCAAUUCGACCUCCUUCCUCCCCUACCGUCUCCUCGUCUCGACCAAGAACGACCUCGAGAUUCGCAAGACACACUCCAAAAAGACCGUGUCGAACACCACCUCGCAGAUGACCAUAACCGUCAACGGUCUCAGCGUUGCGGCACAGGAUCUCGGGUUCUGGAUCCGCGGCCACGCAGGGCUGGUCCGUUUUGCCGACGAGGGGAUCGCGAGCUUCUAUCUCGACGAGAGAGGCAUCGACAUCUCCCUGGACCUCGAGAUCGGCCGGGAGCGCCUCGAACAGAUCCUGACCCUCCGCGGCGUCCGGGUCCACAUCCACAAACUCGACUACGAUCUCCGCAAGUCCAAGCUGUCCUGGCUGGGGUGGCUGUUCAAGCCCCUGUUGAAGCACCUCGUCCGUCGCUCCCUGGAGAAGACCAUAGCCGAGAAGAUCGUCGAGGGCCUCAGGGCCAUGAACCGGGAGUUGGUCUUUGCCCGCGAACGGCUGCGGGCCACCCGCGUCGCCGACCCUCGGGACGUCGUGACUUUCCUCAAGGCCGUCGCGGCGCGCCUCACGCCCGCGGAGGAUCCGGAUCUCUACACCAGGAUCGGCGUCGACGCCCCCACGCGCGGCGUCUUCAAGGACGUCUACACCCCCGGCAGUCUGGUCAAGAUGUGGCACGAUGAAGCCCUGAGGGCCGAGGAGACCGUGGAGGAAAACGAAGAGACCGGUGGAGGUUGGAGGAAUGCCAUUUUCGACGUCAAUAUCGUCUGAGUCGAGGAACCUUUGGUGUGUCGUGGGACGACUGUGCUUUUGCCGGUGUGCGAGAACGGCGACUGGCAAAGGAUGAAAAGUGACAGCCUCUGUCUGUGGGUGUUGUUCAAAGAAGCAGCGUUCCCGUUUUGUUUCUUGCUUUCCCUCGCCACCGUCCAAAAGGUAACAAGGUAUGCAGGUGUUCUCUAGGUUUUUUCUCUCGGACGAGUCAAGUCAAACAGUGUAUGGUUGUUGGUACAUCCCCAAGUCAGGUAUAAUGAACAAAACGGCAAAGCAUUGUUGAUGGCGUUGGGUCGGAGACGUUAAAAUGUACAGACACUGACACCUUCGUUUCUGAAUUUUCAAUGACGCCUCGACACCACCGGUGCCGUGGUCCGUCCUCGUCCUCGACCAAGAGUCCUGUAACUGUUCUUUUUUUCCUUGUUUACACGACUAUCUUGAUCCGAAUCGUCCUCAUCUAUCGUGUCCCGUCCCGUACUCCGUACAAUGGGGUUUCCAGCCUCGAGGAAGGGUUCUAGUAGAAUACAAUUGAGCAAGAAAAGAAAACAAAAACGGACGCCUUACUCCCCCCCCG
Exophiala oligosperma is the source of this 3244-nucleotide messenger RNA. RefSeq lists its product as uncharacterized. NCBI's taxonomy places the organism in Eukaryota, Fungi, Ascomycota, Eurotiomycetes, Chaetothyriales, Herpotrichiellaceae. The transcript has a single exon. The coding region runs from base 436 to 2670 and encodes 744 amino acids. Gene Ontology annotation, molecular function: lipid binding. The record is from RefSeq and is a predicted model, not a curated record.